CAUGGUUGACAAAGUUAAGAUUCGAUUUUUUUUUCUCUCGAAUAAAAUUAGGGAUUAUUUUGAUUUAACUGUUUCCGUUUGCAUAAUAUGUCUUCUUGCCAUUAAAUUAUAUACUGUUACAGUAUUAGUUACAUUAUAGAAUUGCUUAAAUGAGUAUUUGGGAGCUUGCCUUUAGAAUCCUCAGAGGAAGAAACAGAACCUUGUAAAAGCUUUCUCAGACGCCUGAAAAAAAUUUUUUUUCUUACUAUCGUAAAUCGGUUGAAGGAUUAUAAUUAUGCUUUAAGUUACUUAAACUAUUCAAACUAUUCAGCAGCUCUUUUGAAGAUGAAUAGCCGGAUCGAGUUGGGAGAUGUAACACCACACAAUAUUAAACAGUUGAAGAGAUUGAACCAGGUCAUUUUUCCAGUCAGCUACAAUGACAAGUUCUACAAGGAUGUGCUGGAGGUUGGCGAGCUAGCAAAACUUGCCUAUUUCAAUGAUAUUGCUGUAGGUGCAGUAUGCUGCAGGGUGGAUCAUUCACAGAAUCAGAAGAGACUUUACAUCAUGACACUAGGAUGUCUUGCACCUUACAGAAGGCUAGGAAUAGGAACUAAAAUGUUAAAUCACGUCCUAAACAUCUGUGAAAAAGAUGGCACUUUUGACAACAUCUAUCUGCACGUUCAGAUCAGCAAUGAGUCAGCAAUUGACUUCUACAGGAAGUUUGGCUUUGAGAUUAUUGAGACAAAGAAGAACUACUAUAAGAGGAUAGAGCCUGCAGAUGCUCAUGUGCUUCAGAAAAACCUCAAAGUCCCUUCUGGUCAGAAUGCAGAUGCGCAGAAAACAGACAACUGAACAAAUUACAAAUGAACUUUCUUGCACUUGCUUGUCGCCAAAUAAAAGAGAGGCCCAUUGAUUCCCUGCCCCUGUCCCCCGCCUUUCCUAAGUUUUCCUCCCUCCUUGUUCCUUUUUUUCCUCAUUUCUUUUCUUCCUCUAGAAGUUUUAAUACUUUCAAGGACUUUUAAAAAUAAUCAU
This is a messenger RNA of Urocitellus parryii (Arctic ground squirrel), 1011 nucleotides long. RefSeq names its product N-alpha-acetyltransferase 50, NatE catalytic subunit (gene Naa50). The record is from RefSeq and is a predicted model, not a curated record. Gene Ontology annotation, cellular component: NatA complex. Gene Ontology annotation, molecular function: acyltransferase activity, transferring groups other than amino-acyl groups. Lineage: Eukaryota; Metazoa; Chordata; Mammalia; Rodentia; Sciuridae. Gene Ontology annotation, biological process: mitotic sister chromatid cohesion.